This is a messenger RNA of Hymenoscyphus albidus, 1509 nucleotides long. The record is from the annotation of a GenBank genome assembly. Lineage: Eukaryota; Fungi; Ascomycota; Leotiomycetes; Helotiales; Helotiaceae.
AUGGCAAGGCGAAGCGAACCCCGGGAUGAUGGAGCAACUUUGGUCUUGUUUUUUCCAACCCUUCGUUUCCCUUCAACGCGAUUUGGAAUCCGCAGUCCUCCAACAACAAACCUCGCAGGACUCUUGACGACCACCACCACACCAAGCAGUGAGACAUCCUUCCCGCCUACAGGCAACUAUUCAAAUAUAUUCGACAGUCCUCAAGUUGUUAUAGCUCCUGAGAUGGCGAACACAGCACCUGCCCGCGGGGAGAACCCGACGUCCACCACCCCCGUCACCUCUACGUAUGUUUCUCAUGCUAUUCAUAUCGCUUGAACUUGGAAACUAAUUAUCGAUCCUAGCAUGCUCUCCUCUGGCCGAUACUCUGACCUUGUAUUCGUCUGCAAGGGAAAAUCGUUCAAGGUACACAAGGCAGUCGUCUGCCUUCAAAGCAAACCCAUCGCAGCUGCCAUCGAUGGUGGAUUCAAGGUAAGUUUAUAUUGCCCUAACUUUUUUUCGCGUUUGAUUCAACAGACCGCAGCUAACUCCUAAUGCAGGAAGCCGUUGAGUGCAAGUUUGAGUUCGAGGAAGAGGACCCAAAGACCGUCGAACUAUUCGUCAAAUUCCUCUACUUGCGUGAGUACAACGACGGCAGCCGCAAGCAAGAAGCAAGCGAGAGUACAAGAGCCGGUCCAUUAUUUACCAAGGCUGGUCAUGCAGACAUCCGCGGCGUAAAGGACUUUGAGAUCUUGCGCAAUUACGAGGCCACUAUGUAUUUAAACAACGGCAGAGAAUGGUGGAAGAACUACAACCCCGUCGGAUCCCAAUCUACCACCACCAACCCUAACACUGCCUCCACCAAUCCUCCAAAAUACACCCACAACAACCUCGCCCUCCUCCAAAACGCAAAGCUCUACAUCAUGGCCGAAAAAUACGACGUCCAACCCCUCAAAUUCCUCGCCGAGCAAAAAUACACCGUCCUCGCCCCCUCUACCUGGAACAGCCCCUCCUUCAUCACCAGCCUCCGUCUCCUCUACGAGGGCACUUCCGAAUCCGACUCUCUCAUGAACUACGCCAUCCGCAUCGCCUCGCACCACGUCAGCAUCCUCAUCGACCGUCCGGACUACGCCCUUCUCUGCAAGGAUCACGGCGAGCUCGGCUUCGAGAUCAUGAAGGCGCUUGCGCAACGACGACACGCUUGUGACACUCCCCCUCCUCCUAUUCCGGUCUGUGAUGAGUGUCGGCAGAGUUUCUAUAAGUGUGUUUGUGGUGCGGCGGCUUUUGCGAAGAGCUAUGCGACGAUGGUGCGCGAGGCGGGCUUGGAUCCUAGGACUGCUUUUAAUGCUUCUAGAGGUCGUACUGGUGGUGGUGCUGGUGCUAGUGGUUCGUGUGCGCGGCAUGGUCGAAAUUAGGGGUUUAUACUUGCUGUAUACUGCCUAGGAACUUACAUAUUUGGUGUUCUUUUGAGAUGGGAAAUAAGUAGUACCGUACCCGUAAAUGAUGAUUAGUAAAUACAAGCUUUCUCUACCG